GUCGGGUCUCUAUAUAAGGAACCACAACAAAAACAACAUCAACAUCUCUCGUUAUACCCAAGACACCUGCACGCUAAGAAAGCUUGGAAAAAUACAAGACAAUACUUCAAAACAAAACAAGAACUUGAUCAACUUUGACACUACGCAUAUCCGACAAAAUGCCUCUCGUUGUCCCCGGCGUUACCACCAACGACCCCGCGGUCCAGAAGACGGAGGAGUGGAUGAACAAGUUGUGCGGCAAGACACUCGCUGACCACACUUCGGAGACUACCUUCUGCAAGUCCGAUCUCCCAAAGCCAACCCGCAUCAUCGAGCCGGGUUCGAUGGUCACGAAAGACUUUAACCCUGACCGUCUCAACGUACAUGUCGGCGAGGAUGGGAAGGUCAGCCACGUUGUCCACGGUUAAGGGGGAACAAAGAGCGGUGAUGGAAUGGCUAUACCAGGCUUGAGGAUAUGAUGGCAUGACCUGGAGUUGUGAAGCGAGCGAGUUAAUGAGUUAUGGAGAUAGCAGCAUGGCGCUGUGUUUAACGAAUGCGACGAAUUCAUAUAAA
This is a messenger RNA of Neurospora hispaniola, 552 nucleotides long. RefSeq lists its product as uncharacterized. The transcript has 2 exons. The record is from RefSeq and is a predicted model, not a curated record. NCBI's taxonomy places the organism in Eukaryota, Fungi, Ascomycota, Sordariomycetes, Sordariales, Sordariaceae. The coding region runs from base 159 to 407 and encodes 82 amino acids.